UUUCAAUAUAUGGUAGGAAAAUUCAUCCCUUUUAUAGAUUUUGAACUGGUGUCAUCUUUUAACUAAUGGUUUUUUUUUUCUUUUUGUGGGAUGCAUUGGUUUAAUUUAAGACAACUGAAAGCUUGAUUAUUGGUUGUUUUGAUUGAAUGGAACAGUUGGAAUGGGACAAUGUCGACUUUUUUCUUCUAUUUGUUAUUUUGGGUCCUACACCAUCUUCCUGUCUGUAAAACUAGUUGACUUUCUCGCAUGAUUUUCUGCAUUUUUAGGAUCUUGAUUUCUUUUGGACCUAAAUGUCAUUAAUGGUUAAGGAAUUAGCUCAAGUAAUUAAGAGAAUCAGAAUCUAACACCCACUCCUGCAGAUCCAGUUUAGUAGAUUCAAUUCAUUACUAACUAUUUUUUUAUUUUGGAUGCCAAACCACUAUCAAACGAUUCACUUCAUUGCAUAUCUUUGUCCCGUCACUGUUUUUGGUGGUGACUGUUUCCUUCUUGCUUGAUAUCAUCAGACAGACUAUUUGCUCGAAUCCCAUCCGUGAGAAUCUUGUUUUGUUUAGUUAUGCAUACUUUGAUGGGCUGCUUUUGCUUGAAGAAACUUAGACACAAGCCUGGGUAUGAAGCGCCUAUCAAUCUUGCUUCCGAAACACCUUUUACGGUGAACGAAGUAGAAGCUUUAUAUGAUCUGUUCAAGAAGUUAAGCAGCUCCAUAAUUGACGAUGGUCUGAUUCACAAGGUACAUCUAUUCCGGAAGAAUUUCAGCUUGCACUCUUUAAAACCAGCAAUAAGCAGAACCUCUUUGCGGAUAGAUUUAUUGCAGAUAUUUGAUUUAUUCGAUAUUAAACAUAAUGGGGUUAUUGAAUUCGGAGAGUUCGUCCGGUCUUUAAGUGUGUUCCAUCCUAAUGCUCCCGAAGCAGAUAAAAUUGCUUUCUUAUUUAGAUUGUAUGACCUACGACAGACCGGCUGCAUCGAGGCUGAAGAAUUGAAAGAGAUGGUAACGGCUCUACUUUGCGAAAACAACUUGUCACUUUCCGAAGAUGUGGUGGACUUGAUUGUGGAAAAGACAAUGAUGGAGGCAGAUACGAAAAGAGAUGGGAAGAUCGAUGACGAAGAAUGGAAGGAAUUCGUGAAAAAGAAUCCGUCAAUCAUAAAGAUCAUGACUCUUUCAGAUUUGAAGGAAUUAACCCUUGCAUUUCCCAGCUUUGUAAUGAACUCCGGAGUCUCAGAUUUGCAGCAACCAGUGAAGAAUUGAGAAAAAAUUGAACUGAAGCGAUUGAUUUCAGGUCAUUGUUUGCACUUAGAUUAUGAAAUCUGAUUUCAAUUUUCAAUAACUUGAUGCCUUCUGCACCAUAUAGGAACUGUAUGUACUGAAAAUUUAUUCAAUUCCAAACAGAGAUGAAAACUCGUUCCGGAUGACUGGAAAGAAUUUAUAUGAAUUCUAAAGAGUAAUAUGAUGUUUUAUA
Messenger RNA from Gossypium raimondii (Peruvian cotton), 1454 nucleotides. Its product is annotated as calcineurin B-like protein 8. Lineage: Eukaryota; Viridiplantae; Streptophyta; Magnoliopsida; Malvales; Malvaceae. Gene Ontology annotation, biological process: calcium-mediated signaling. Gene Ontology annotation, molecular function: calcium ion binding; kinase binding. The coding region runs from base 554 to 1243 and encodes 229 amino acids. The record is from RefSeq and is a predicted model, not a curated record. The transcript has 9 exons.